UGCAAUGCAUAGAUAACUAAUGAUAUAAUAAUUAGUAAGUAAAAUAUAUAUUCAGAAACAAUGACGGUAUUCCAUGAUGAGGUUGAAAUAGAAGAUUUUGAAUACGACGAAGACGAAGGGAUGUAUUAUUACCCAUGUCCCUGUGGCGACCAGUUUCAGAUUAGUAAGGAGGACUUGAUGGCGGGGGAAGAAGUCGCAACAUGUCCAAGUUGUUCACUAGUUGUAAAAGUUAUAUAUGAUUUGGAAAAAUUCAAAGCGGAAUCUGAAGAAAUACAGAAAGAACCUGGUGAUAAAGAAGCUGUGAAAGCUUAAAAAUAGAAUCAAUAAAGACCUAUGAGGUCUGUGUAAUACCUAUGUUGUGAAUGAGAUGAGUCAUAUCAUCUCUGGAGAUGAUUUCUGUGAUAAGUUGUAAUAAAAUAUGUUAAAUAUGAA
This is a messenger RNA of Pieris napi, 432 nucleotides long. It is a transcript of the gene Dph3, whose product is annotated as DPH3 homolog. Gene Ontology annotation, molecular function: metal ion binding. Gene Ontology annotation, biological process: protein histidyl modification to diphthamide. The record is from RefSeq and is a predicted model, not a curated record. The coding region runs from base 61 to 312 and encodes 83 amino acids. The transcript is spliced from 3 exons. NCBI's taxonomy places the organism in Eukaryota, Metazoa, Arthropoda, Insecta, Lepidoptera, Pieridae.